Messenger RNA from Conger conger (European conger), 831 nucleotides. RefSeq lists its product as uncharacterized. Gene Ontology annotation, molecular function: RNA polymerase II cis-regulatory region sequence-specific DNA binding; DNA-binding transcription factor activity, RNA polymerase II-specific. The transcript has 4 exons. The coding region runs from base 1 to 831 and encodes 276 amino acids. Gene Ontology annotation, cellular component: nucleus. Lineage: Eukaryota; Metazoa; Chordata; Actinopteri; Anguilliformes; Congridae. Gene Ontology annotation, biological process: regulation of transcription by RNA polymerase II; epidermal cell differentiation. The record is from RefSeq and is a predicted model, not a curated record.
AUGCCCCGCUCGUUCCUGGUGAAGAAGAAGCAGGGGAUGUGUGGAGGGUGGAGAUGGAAAGAUGCUGAAGAGGUAGAGAGUGCCAGGGACCAGACAGAAAUUGGGACAGCUCUGGAGUCCAGCCCUGAGCUUCCUGUCCCUCCUAUCUGCCCCGAACCUGCUGUACUGCCCCCUGCCCUGGAUCCAGAGGGGCAAGUUGGCCAGAUCUGGCACACCAUGCUAACGCCCCACCACCCCUACCCCAGUCAGCGCCAGUACUCCCCAGACUCAGCCCUCUGUCCGCCUCCAAGGAUAAAGCCACGACCCCCUCCUGGGGCGGCGGACUUCCAGUGUGCCGUGUGCCACAAGGUGUUCCCCCUGCAGCGCAUGCUAACACGCCACCUCAAGUGCCACAGCCUGGUGAAGAGGCACCUCUGCAGGUUCUGUGGCAAGGGCUUCAACGACACUUUUGACCUCAAGAGGCACAUGCGCACGCACACAGGGAUCCGGCCGUACAGGUGUGAGCUGUGUGAGAAAGCCUUCACCCAGCGCUGCUCUCUGGAGUCGCAUCUCCGCAAGAUCCACGGCGUGCGACAACAGUACGCCUACCGCCAGCGUCGCUCCAAGAUCUUCGUGUGCGAGGACUGCGGCUUCACCUCCACACGUCCCGAGGAGUACUUCCUGCACGUACGUCAGUGUCACCCCGGCAGCCCCGCCCUGAGACGGUACUACCGCAAACACGCCCAGGAGCAGGCCCAGGCCCACAGCCACACCCAUGGCCAUGCCCAGAACCACACCAAACACAGACUGGGGCCCCUGGUCAUCUAUCCCACGUCCGGAUACCUCAUCUGA